AUGCGAUCGCUCUGCUCCCCAAGGGCACUCUUCGAGGAGGGUGCCCAUGCUCCUUGUGGUUCUGGUUCUGGCAUGCCAGUUCCUGGGGCUCACAAAUGGACCUUGCUUUGUGAGCUAGGCUUUGAGGAGCUAUGGGUGUGGCUUGCUUGGGAGCGGAGCACGUUAGGAUUUGACAAUGUAGAAAAGCCGGUCAUUAUUGGUUGUGUCAUACUCAGUGCAUACAUUCUUGUCAUGUUUGCAAACUUGGCAAACAUAUGUUUUAUUGUAAUUGAUAAACAUCUACAUCAACCAAUGUAUCUCUUCAUCUGCAAUUUAGCAAUUGUAGACAUGCUCUACUGUACAUCUUCAUGUCCAACUAUGAUAGGCAUUCUUAUAGUUGGCUUUAAAACAAUAACUUAUUUACCAUGCAUCUUUCAAAUGUAUAGCUUUAGUUUAGGACUUGUGAUGGAGGUGUUUACUCUGUCUGUUAUGGCUUUUGACCGAUUAAUUGCCAUAGUCAAGCCACUGCACUACCAUGCAAUUCUAACAAAUAUACGUUCUGUUCUUCUAACAUUUUUAUUGUGGAUAUUGGGUUUUGCUACAUUAUCAAUUGUUCCCGUUACUGUGAUUCCUUUACCAUUAUGCUCCUCAACUGUAAAAUAUAUUUUCUGUGAUUAUGCAGCUGUUGUCAGAACCAGUUGUGUAGAUCCAGAACCCUAUUUUAAUUUAAUGUCAAGUUACACCUUUUCCAUAAUGUUGGGAACAUUCAGUUUCAUUUGUUUAUCUUAUUUUAAGAUAGUUAUUGUUGUUGUCAAAAUGAAGUCAAUAGGUAAUACAAAAAAAGUGUUUCAUACUUGUCUAAGUCAUUUAAUAGUAAUAAUCUGCUAUUAUGGUCCUAUAUUUAUGAUGUCAGUAAUAACCAGGCUUGGAUUAGCCUUAUCACUUGAGGAAAGAAAUGGCCUGAGAAUUUGGGCAAUUAUUGGUCCUUCUUUAGUAAAUCCUUUUGUAUAUUGUUUUAGAACUAAAGAAAUUAGAAAUAAAAUUUUACGAUUUGUGUCAAAAGUUGAACCAACUAAAUAA
Silurus meridionalis is the source of this 1059-nucleotide messenger RNA. Its product is annotated as olfactory receptor 6F1-like. Lineage: Eukaryota; Metazoa; Chordata; Actinopteri; Siluriformes; Siluridae. Gene Ontology annotation, cellular component: membrane. Gene Ontology annotation, biological process: G protein-coupled receptor signaling pathway. Gene Ontology annotation, molecular function: G protein-coupled receptor activity; olfactory receptor activity. The record is from RefSeq and is a predicted model, not a curated record. The transcript has 2 exons. Bases 1 to 1059 code for a protein of 352 amino acids.